AUGAUGGCAGAACUGAAGAGAGAGGGACUGGGGACUAUUACACACCACCCCGUAAUUGACGAAUCAGACAGGACGAAAUUAUACACGUCUAUAUACCUAAACCCAGCAACACCUAGUGGACUAUUCAACAAGGUUCACUUUGACAUCAGAUUAUACUUUUUCAGAAGGGGCUGUGAGAAUAUCACAGAUAUGACAAAAAACACUUUUGUUAUACGAAAGGAUCUUAAGACAGGCUUACGAUUUGUUACCAAGGAUUUGGACGAAAUGACCAAGAAUCACAGGGAAUGUGAUAAAGAAAACAUCUCGCCAAUAAUGCCUGAGACAUCAGAUAAAUAAAUUUUGGAUUUAAUAAAAUAGAAUAGUUCAGUUUUAUUUUUUUUAAAAGAAUGCUUUUUUAAAUUUAUAUAUAUGAGAUUUAAUGUGAUAUACUAUAAUACAAGUUUAAUUUAUUACACUUAGGUUCACCUUAUUGU
Saccostrea cuccullata (small rock oyster) is the source of this 473-nucleotide messenger RNA. RefSeq lists its product as uncharacterized. The coding region runs from base 1 to 336 and encodes 111 amino acids. The record is from RefSeq and is a predicted model, not a curated record. NCBI's taxonomy places the organism in Eukaryota, Metazoa, Mollusca, Bivalvia, Ostreida, Ostreidae. The transcript is spliced from 2 exons.